Molecule: messenger RNA, 2932 nt
Organism: Ruditapes philippinarum (Manila clam)
Lineage: Eukaryota; Metazoa; Mollusca; Bivalvia; Venerida; Veneridae
Exons: 14
Coding region: 110-2185 (691 amino acids)
Molecular function (GO): lipid binding
Source: RefSeq, a predicted model, not a curated record
GACUUCAAAAUGGCGGACGGACGUAAUUUCGUGAAAAAUAAAUCAAAUUUGUAUUUUUUAUGACGUAAAAAAGUUCCUUUUACUUAUUUAACUGAUGGAAUAGGAAAAAAUGCUUAGUAUAAUUAUUUCAAUCGCAGCUAUUCUGCUGUGUGUGGCUGUUUUGAACUUUCUAAAGUAUUUUUUCAUUAGUAAAAUGAGGAUUGACGAUCGAGAUCAAAAGAAGAAACCAAAACUGACCACUUUAGAAGUUCUUACGUUGCUAAGAGAUUUGAAGCCUUUUCCUAUAAGUGUUCAUAAAGGGUGGAAGUUACACUCAUUUCGUCACAACAGUCGAGUGUGGUGGCAGGAGAUAUCGGUCAACAGCAAGAGUUCAAGUGUCAAUGUCUACGCAGUUUACACUAAAACAAAAAUACCUGCUCAGUUAGUUCUUCAAAUCCUGAAGGAUGUUUCAAAAACAUCAAGCUGGAAACCAGGUUGCCUAGCAACCAGCAUUAUCUCACCACCAUUGGAGAGUGAGGCAGGAAGUAGAUUGAAGGGCACUAUGGGUAAUUUACCAGUUCAACAUGACAUAGUGAUAGAAGAAACUAGUCCAGAUACUACACAAGGCUAUGGAAUAUGGUCAUUGAUAAGUAGUGAGAAUAGAUCUCUGCAAACUAUUCAAAAGGAACAUAGAAGGUACUGGCAUAGAGAAGACAAUGGUGUUUGCUGGCACCUUCAGAUGUGUGAGUCACAUCAGGAGUGGCUUUUCUUUCUUGCUCAGCCUGUUGAAGAUGUGGAUGAGUGUUUAUUGACAGUGCUAGGCUAUCAGGAUAGAGAUAACCAUUUCACCACGGCUAGCUACGUAUCUGAGGCCCUUAGUUCACUCACUGAAUACUUCCAUUAUCGAAAACUAGUCGCCACACCUCUUGUAGAUAUAAAACUUCCGACAGCUCGACCUGUAACAAGGUCAUAUAGUUCUUCUGAAGAUGUUACGAGUCCAGGUCGAAGAAUGUUUUUACGGUUUCGAUCUCUCGUAGAAAGACCGUCCAUUGGUGCUGAAAAAACUUACUCUCCUAAACAACAGAUUCUUCGUUCUGCUUCCAUUCUUAAACACAAUAGUCCGACUUUGUCAAAUGGGCUUGACGUUAACAAGCCUCUCUCAGAUAAGCUAAAAACCAGUUCAUUAGACAGAAGGGUAGAUAUGCCAAAGCUUGCCACAGUAAAAGAUAAAAAUUGGAAUAAUCAGUCUGAUAGUGAAAAGAGUGAGAAUUCUACAAGCAAUAAAACAGACAUUGGUGAAAGCCAUGCUGUCAUGGAGGAACGGAAGAAUGAGAUUAACAGUAGUUCUAAUGGAUCAGCUGUGUUUCAUGAUGCUAAUAAUGAUAGUGACAUUAGUGGAUCGGAUAAUGAAGAAGACAAUGGAAAAGAAAAGGAAGAGGACAUGGACAGCAUACUAGAUGCUGAUAUAAAUGCAGAGGAAGAGUUUGAAAAAUCUAUGAAGACAUUUUCAGAGGAUAUUCAUCACAUUGUACAUGCCAACCAAACAGCAGCUGAACUUCUUGCAGUUGCAUUACAAGCUUCUAAUAUAGAUCUGAGCAAGUCUGUACAGGAUCAAGUGAUCAACUCAGGUGGAUGGAUGUUUUGUGGCCUUGAUAAUGAUGUUGUUGUUCUGAAGAAAGUCUCGAUCAAAGAAAAUCUUCAUAGUUACCUUGGAAAAGGCAUUAUUCAAGCUGAUCCACGUGCAGUUUGGAAUGCAAUAAAAAAUCCACGAACCAAGUUUACAUAUGAUGACAGCCUUAAGAAAGUAGACGUCCUGGAGAAGGUAUCUGACUCAAUUAAAACAGUAUAUUAUUACCACGAGGUUCUACAAUUGUUCAAGACAGAGUGCUGUGAUAUGAUUGUCAUGCAAAGUGAGAAAGUAGACAGCGGGGAGAAAUAUAUCCUUUCAUUUCAGUCUACCGAGAAGUCCGGUGUUAGUCUUCCAGAAAAUACAACCAGAGUAAAGGUAUUACCAAGUGGAUGGAUUUUAGAGCCCGUCAGUAAAGACAAGAAGAUAUUCACCAUGGUUACCUACAUAAUGCAGAUUGAUUUUGGAGAUAUGCCAAUGAGAGCUGACCGGUCUCCAUAUGAAGAUCUCAUCUCAAAACAGCCAAUGAGCAUAGCCUAUCUUCGCCAGUACCUACGUGGCUGUGUGUACCCUAAGUGAUAGUUGUUUACCACAUAAGAUUAUUUUACAUGUUGAUCUUCAGUUAAAACUGUAAAUGUUUACCACAAAUAAACAAUGAAAUACAUGUUAACUCUUGGUUAAAUGGUGUUUAUGUUUACCCUUGAGUAAAACAUUGUACAUGUGUACAUGAUUACCAUAAAUAAACAUUAUGAUAUAUGUUUACCACAAAUGUUCAUUGUAAAUGUUUACCACAAAAUUUAGAAAUGUGAGCAUGUUUACCCCGAGUCAAAAAUUGUUCAUGAUUUGUGUCACUUAAGUGCAAUAACUGAUUAACUUCUUUAAAAUUUAGAAGGACUUAACCCGUUACUGCUCUAUUGUGACAAAAUUUAUUGUGUUUACUGCAAGAAUUCAUAAAAUCUUUCUUCAACAUCAAAAUCACAGAUCAUCACAUUGGUGCAGUAAUGGGUUAACUCCUUAUAUGAAUUUAAUAGGAGGUAACCCUUUACUGCACUGAGGUGAUGAGACUAUAGGUUAUCGUAUGAUUGUGUGCCUUCUGUCAGUUUCUAUUUCUUGCCACUUGUAGUGGUCAUUUAAUAUUUAUUGAAUUGUGACACAGAGUUCCUAUUGCCUUAUUUGCCAGUAUUUGCAGAAAGUUUUUGACCUUGCCUAUCUUAAGAUAAAACAUUUAGUGAUCUGUAACCUCUUGCCUAUAUUAGAUACUACAUUUAGUGAUCUGUAACCUCUUGUAUAUAUGAAAUUGAAAUUGAUUAAACAUGUAUCAAUACC